This is a messenger RNA of Cimex lectularius (bed bug), 433 nucleotides long. RefSeq names its product H/ACA ribonucleoprotein complex subunit 3 (gene Nop10). The transcript is spliced from 3 exons. The record is from RefSeq and is a predicted model, not a curated record. Gene Ontology annotation, biological process: positive regulation of telomerase RNA localization to Cajal body; snRNA pseudouridine synthesis; rRNA pseudouridine synthesis. Gene Ontology annotation, cellular component: box H/ACA telomerase RNP complex; box H/ACA snoRNP complex. The coding region runs from base 106 to 300 and encodes 64 amino acids. Gene Ontology annotation, molecular function: box H/ACA snoRNA binding; telomerase RNA binding. Lineage: Eukaryota; Metazoa; Arthropoda; Insecta; Hemiptera; Cimicidae.
UUAGUUUUACUGUUCACAAUUGACGAUCGCGGUUCGGGUGCACGUGCUUUUCACCUACGGAAAUAAUUCGCUCCUGGCUGGCCAGUUUAAUACUUUCCAACAAACAUGUAUAUGAUGUACUACUUGAACGACAAGGGCGAAAGGGUUUACAGUUUAAAGAAAACUGAUCCGAACGGAAUGCCUACAUUUUCUGCCCAUCCUGCUAGAUAUUCACCUGCUGACAAUUUCUCAAGGGAGAGGAUCAUUAUUAAAAGAAGACAUAAGCUGUUGCUCACUCAGAAGCCAGUUCCAGCCUACUGAAUAAAUAAAAAUUUAUUAUUGAUAAAUUAUGGAGUUUAUUGUCAGUUGAUUAUCAGGUUCUCAUUUCUGUACAAUUGUUUUUCUACCAUUAAAUUAUAAUUUUUUGCAAUAUAUACGUGUUUUUUGUUUGUUU